UAUAUAUACACACACGCACACACACUUUCUCUGCAGGCAAUCAUGAUUUAGAUGUGUUGAAUGUGUGUGGAACUGUGUGCACCUUCUCAACUUAAUUCCUUCAAUUCAAUUCAAUUCAAUUCAAUUCAAGAGAGAGGUAUUUGUGUGUGUGUUUUCUUUCUUUUGGCUCACUUCAUUUUGCAUCACUAUGAAUGAAAUGGGAAGUGUUAGAGCAAAAAAGAUAGGGUUUUUCCCCAUCCCAUCAUCUUCUUCUUUUCUUCUUGUGGUGUUUGCAUUUCUCUCUCUACAAUGUGAAGCCACUUCUUUAAACUACACCAAAUUCUCACAAAAAGUCAGCAGCUUGAGACUUGAGAGGAUUCAGAGGCAUUUGGACAGCAUCAACAAGCCCCCUCUCCUCACCAUUCAGAGCCCAGAUGGAGAUAUGAUAGAUUGUGUACAUAAAAGAAAACAGCCAGCAUUGGAUCAUCCUCUUCUCAAGAAUCACAAAAUUCAGAAAACGCCACCGGAAAUGCCAAAGGGGAUGAAAAUGGCGGAAACCGAUGGUGUAGGAGAGAGAAACAGCAGUAGAAAUGUGUGGCAAAUGUGGCAUCAAAUGGGGCGCGGCUGCCCCAAGGGAACCGUGCCGAUACGGCGAAGCACGGUGCAUGAUGUGCUAAGGGCUAAAUCCCUCUAUCAUUUCGGGAAGAAAUCGUCCAGAUAUGCGGCCGCGAUCGCGGCCCGCCGCCGCGCCGACGCCCCCGAUGUUGUUAGUGGCAAUGGCCACGAGCAUGCGAUAGCGUACACAACGGGGUCGGGAGAGGUAUAUGGGGCAAGAGCGACAAUAAACGUGUGGGACCCAUCGAUAGAAGAGGUGAACGAGUUCAGCCUCUCCCAACUAUGGGUUCUCUCGGGCUCAUUUGAUGGCUCCGAUCUCAACAGCAUUGAAGCCGGCUGGCAGGUUAGUCCGGAGUUGUAUGGUGAUAGCAGACCAAGACUCUUCACUUAUUGGACGAGCGACUCAUAUCAAGCAACGGGGUGUUACAAUCUCCUAUGCUCCGGAUUCAUACAAACAAAUAGCCGGAUAGCCAUCGGAGCCGCCAUCUCACCGGUGUCAUCCACCGGCGGAAAUCAAUUCGACGUCACCAUUCUCAUAUGGAAGGACCCUAAAUUGGGAAAUUGGUGGAUGAGCUUUGGUGAUAGCACAUUAGUGGGCUAUUGGCCCAACGAGCUAUUCACCCAUUUAACGGACCGGGCCACGAUGGUCGAAUGGGGGGGCGAGGUUGUAAAUUCCAGGCCCAAUGACCAGCACACCUCAACCCAAAUGGGCUCGGGCCAUUAUGCGGAAGCGGGCUUUGGCAAGGCAAGCUAUUUUCGAAACCUAGAGAUCGUCGACUCGGACAACAGCCUUAGCUCGGCCCGAGAUAUAUCGACAUUGGCCGAGAAUACGAAUUGUUACAACAUCAAGAGUGCCUACAACAGUGAGUGGGGCACACAUUUUUACUAUGGAGGACCCGGGAAAAGCCCGGAGUGCCCGUGAUAGUAGGGCGGGCCGGCCCAAGCCCAAAUUCUUUGUGUAGUUUACUUAAGAUUGUAGAAUUGGUGCUAUUUCCAACCAUGUUUUUGCUCGUUUCGGUUCUCUAGUUUUGUAUGUGUUGGUAGGAAGAAAUGUGUCAUGUAAGCAUAAAACAGGUAAGGAAAUAGCUAUAUUUAAUUUGGAAAAAGGUAAUUAUUAAUAGUAUAAAGUGUGGUUUAAAUUAUCUUAA
Molecule: messenger RNA, 1742 nt
Organism: Salvia hispanica
Lineage: Eukaryota; Viridiplantae; Streptophyta; Magnoliopsida; Lamiales; Lamiaceae
Product: protein neprosin-like
Source: RefSeq, a predicted model, not a curated record